CGGCGAGAAUGACACGUCAGCCAUUACGCAUGCGUGAAAAGUGUUUUAAAAGUUCCGGGGUUCGGACCAAGUGCCGGUGUUUUGGUGUACAAAAGUGGAUUUCUUCCCUCUGGGAAGAUAAGACACUGCAGUUUUUAGCAUGGAAAUUGCCAUCCUGGACCAGUCUCUGAAGAGAAUACUGCUGACCAUUGCCUGCUGUUUGAUACUGCUGUCCAUCGUCAAUUCUGAGGAAGAUUAUUACGAACUUUUGGGGGUGGAGAGAGAUGCAACCAACAAGGAGAUCAGGAGGGCUUUCAAGAAGUUAGCAUUGGAGCAACAUCCUGACAAAAAUCAGGAUGACCCAGAUGCACACAGUAAGUUUGUGACCAUCAACAAGGCGUAUGAGGUACUGAAGGAUGAAGAGUUAAGGAAGAAAUACGACCUGUAUGGAGAGGAGGGGCUGAAGGAUGACUUCCAUGGGGGAGGGCGAUACGAGAGCUGGAGCUACUAUAACCAGGAGUUUGGCAUCUAUGAUGAGGACCCAGAGAUCAUCACACUCAACAGGGCUGAGUUUGAACAAACUGUGCGACAGUCAGACGACAUCUGGUUCAUCAAUUUCUACUCACCGAGGUGUUCCCACUGUCACGACCUCGCACCUGCUUGGAGAGAGGUAGGUAGAGAGCUGGUGAACGUGAUCAGGAUUGGAGCUGUGAACUGUCAGGAGGACUGGAUCCUGUGUCGGCACCAGGGGAUCAACCGUUACCCCUCCCUCAUCCUGUAUGCAGGCAGUACCAGGAGGCCUGAGCGGUACACAGAUGAGAAAAGCACCAAGAAGAUGGUGAAAUUUGCCCUGAAACAAGUGACUGCCUCGGUCACUGACCUCUGGGCAGCUAAUUUUGACAUGGCCAUCCACAACACAGAGACAGCAGACCUACCUUGGGUCAUCACCUUCUGUUCCUCAGGGCUGGACUGUUUGUCAGACACGAGUCAGAAGAAGCUUGCAGCCAUGUUAGACCGGCUGGUGAACAUCGGAGGUGUCGACUGUGACGUGUCAGAGCCCAUCUGUGAGAGGUUAGGGGUGGAGUCAGGCACCAGGUUCUCACCACGGGAGGUGAAGAAAGACAAGGGACAGGAGCUGAGCAGUCUGGACGCACAGGAGGCAGCUGCAGAGAUACUCAAACUCAUGCCUGAUGUCAUCACACUUAACGAGGAGUCUUUUGAGAAAAUGCGAGAAGGGCUGAGGAAAGGAGAGGAGCAGUCGUGGCUUCUACACUUCAUGGUAGGAAAUGAUGUGGACCUGGAGCUGAGGAAACUACCUGCACUACUGGAGGGCAUGAAUAUUGGAAGAAUAAACUGUACUAACAGUCGACAGUUGUGCAGGAAUCUCCACAUCAGACACUAUCCCUCCAUAGCUGUCUUCAAGUCAAAGGGUGGCCAUGAAGUACAUCAUGGAAGGAUGACUGCCCACGACAUUGUGAACUUUGCUAAAGAAGCUGCUGCUUCCAUGGUAGAAGUUUUAAGCCCUGAUGACUUCCCAGGUCGGGUCAUUGACAACAAAGACCCCUGGUUUGUGGACUUCUUUGCACCAUGGUGCCCUCCAUGCCGUAUGCUGCUACCAGAGUGGAGGAAGGCCUCCAGGUCACUGGACGGGACAGUCAGCUUUGGCACGGUGGACUGUACCAUCCACAACGUCUUGUGCAAUAAAAUGAAUAUCCAUUCAUACCCAACCACAGUGUUCUACAACCAGAGUGUGCCUCACUUCCUGAGUGGCAUGCACCAGGCAGAGGAGCUGGUCGAGUUUGCACAGGAUACACUGCGUCCUCCUGUGAUUAUCCUAACGUCAGACAACUUUGUUCCCCUGAUCGGAGACCGUGGGGAUGAUGACAUGUGGCUGGUGGACUUCUAUGCUCCCUGGUGUGGACCCUGUCAGGAACUGGCUCCCGAGUGGAGAAAACUUGCUAAGACCAUGCAGGGUAUAGCCAAUGUGGCACAGGUAGACUGUGACAGACACCGUGUCGUGUGUAACAAUCAGGGCAUCAACAGUUAUCCAACCAUCCGCCUUUACCCUCCUACAUACACAGGCACAAGCUACUUCAAAAAAUACCCAAGCCACUGGUGGCGGAACGUGGCGUCCUUCCGUACGUGGAUCUUCCAGCACCUGCCCAGUAAAACCCCUGAGCUGAGUCAUGCAGAGUUCCAGAAGAGAGUUAUCCAGGGGGAGGAUGCCUGGGUGAUAGACUUCUUCACACCCUGGUGUAGUCACUGUCAGGUCUUCGCUCCGGAGUUUGAGAGAGCUGCAAGGCUAGGAGACGGGGUUGCCCACUUUGGGAAGGUGAACUGUGACAUGUACUCAGACCUGUGUCAGCAGGCCUGGGUCAGGGCAUACCCCACAUUACGUUUCUACAAACCAAACAUCGAAGGAAAACAAAAAAAUAUUUUUGGAGAAUCUAUAAACAGUCAGAGUGCAGAGUAUAUUGUGAACUAUAUAAAACAGAAAGUUGGGAACCGCAGGUUACGGGAUGAACUAUAAUGCAGGGUCCAAGCCGUUUAGAAGAUUAUCUGGCCUGAGAUGUAGAGUCUAUGAUGUCACCAUAGAAACCAUGAUGUCAUCACAUAAUCCAUGAUGUCAUCACAGAAACCAUGAUAUCUUCACAGAAUCUAUGACAUCACCACAGUAUCCAUGAUGUCAUCAUCACAGAAUCUACAGCUACACCAUUGAAUCUAUGAUGUCAUCACAGAAUCUAAGAUGUCACUACAAUAACCAAGAUUUUUCUUCAAAGCAAUGAUGUCAUUAUGCCAUAUAUUAAUGGUGCAAUAGGAAUUAUAGUUGUGUAUCAUUGUGUCAAGUGCCUCCAGUUUUUCCUUUUUAGUAGCUCAUAUAACUGCGGAAUACUAUAUUCUUUGGAAACCAAUUUUGUAAGGUAGCUAAGAGCUGGUCAUGUGAGACAAUAAAAAUGUGCAGGGGUGGCCAAAGCAGUGUAAGUUGUGUCGCUAUUUUGUAAACAGAUGAUUUGUUAAAUAUUUUGCUGCCAAAAACUUAGUUCGUCAUGCAUAU
Molecule: messenger RNA, 3034 nt
Organism: Branchiostoma belcheri (Belcher's lancelet)
Lineage: Eukaryota; Metazoa; Chordata; Leptocardii; Amphioxiformes; Branchiostomatidae
Product: dnaJ homolog subfamily C member 10-like
Source: RefSeq, a predicted model, not a curated record